Thermothelomyces thermophilus ATCC 42464 is the source of this 478-nucleotide messenger RNA. RefSeq lists its product as uncharacterized. The coding region runs from base 65 to 268 and encodes 67 amino acids. Lineage: Eukaryota; Fungi; Ascomycota; Sordariomycetes; Sordariales; Chaetomiaceae. The transcript has 2 exons. The record is from RefSeq and is a predicted model, not a curated record.
AUUGCUUCUCUUCGGCCCACGCAGCAUGAAUUGACAGGUUGCAAUCCAAAAAGGAAAACUCGUCAUGCUUGCUGCGGGCGAUACUGGCAGCCCAAAAGCUAUCAAGUUACCAGCUUUGCAAAACAAGACAGCGAGAAGUGAGCUCCACAAUCACGAGCUCCACAGCGAAACCAUCUCGAAGACGAGACGAGAGCUCUUCAAUUUCUCGAUGCCCAAAUGGAAGCCCAAUCGGCGCUCAAUUGAGUCGUUUGAGGUCAACGACCAUUGAAGCUCCACCGAGGAGUUGAGCUGAUCAAAGCCGGCGCGAUGUGCAUUUGGCACUGGCCUGAACCCCUCUGAGAGUUGACCUGUUGUCUUAACCUGAACACCAGGUUCCCCUGGCUUUUUGGACCGGCCUCACCUUGCGGUGAGCACAGCAUUCUUCGAGAGUAACAGAAGAGGGUAUGGCCCACCAAGAUCGAGAUUCGUCGUCAGAGCG